Caretta caretta (loggerhead turtle) is the source of this 4873-nucleotide messenger RNA. RefSeq names its product RAB8B, member RAS oncogene family (gene RAB8B). The record is from RefSeq and is a predicted model, not a curated record. Gene Ontology annotation, molecular function: GTPase activity; GTP binding. NCBI's taxonomy places the organism in Eukaryota, Metazoa, Chordata, Testudines, Cheloniidae.
UGUUGCAGAAUAAGAACAGGAAAUUAAAGAUGUUGAACAUCAACUGUGUAAGGGGUAACUUGAAAGAUUCCUGAAGAUGGACUGGAAACAUCAAGGCCCAGUUUAAUAGUAGUUAUGUUUAGAAAAAGAUUACAAUAUUAUUUUUCCUGGACUUGGUCUACCCCAGUGAUUCUCAACAUUUUUUCAUUUGUGGACCCUGGAAAAAUUUCAAAUGAAGGAAUUGAUUUUAAAAUCAGAACAAUAGAACUAGAUGGAAAGAAAAUUAAGCUACAAAUAUGGGAUACGGCUGGUCAGGAGAGAUUCCGCACAAUCACAACAGCAUACUACAGAGGAGCCAUGGGAAUUAUGCUGGUAUAUGACAUCACAAAUGAGAAGUCUUUUGACAACAUUAAAAACUGGAUAAGGAACAUAGAAGAGCAUGCCUCUUCAGAUGUGGAAAGAAUGAUUUUGGGUAAUAAAUGUGAUAUGAAUGAAAAGAGACAAGUCUCAAAAGAAAAAGGAGAGAAGUUAGCAAUAGAUUAUGGAAUCAAGUUUCUAGAGACAAGUGCAAAAUCCAGCAUAAAUGUGGAAGAGGCAUUCUUCACACUUGCACGGGAUAUAAUGACAAAACUCAACAGAAAAAUGAACGACAACAGUUCACCAGGGGCUGGUGGGCCGGUGAAAAUAACUGAAAAUCGAUCGAAGAAGAGCAGCUUCUUUCGAUGCACGCUACUUUGAUGAACUUCUAAUGAUAGACUGCAGCACACUUAGAAAAACCUUUUCUGCUUCUUUGAAAGCACAGGGGUCACAAAGCCUCAGAAAUAAUACCACCAAGCUGCUGCUGAGAGCUUCAAUGAACGUUGACUGCGUUAAACAAAAUAUCAAGUGGAUUUUGCUCACUAAGCCCAUUGACCUGUCAGGCUCCUUUUUCUCAAAUGUGGAAGCAAUGAAGUGGAGACACAAAUGCAGGACUUAAUUUUCUUCAUUACUUUCUGUUUUAAUGCCUGUUGCAAAAGCUGCUACAUUUCUUUUAACUUUGCACAUCCAUAUUAGCCUUUUAUUGCCUGUUACUGCACAAUCUAACACUUGUAUUUGCACAGUUUAUUGUCCUGUAAGUUCUUUAACAGAUUUGUGCAUUCUUUUACAAAUUUAUUUUACAAAUUUAUUUUAAAAAGCCAGAAAGAAUAGAUUAAAUCACAUCUCCAGUAAUCUUUGCUCUACACAUGUGAACAUGUCUGCUAUAUGGAUGUGUUUAAGGUAAUGGGGCUUAUUAAAACAAAUUGGCAUAUAAGAACUUGUAUAGGUUUUUAGUCAGUUUUUCUCACAAAUGCACAAAUCCGUUCAUACAGAAGCUACUGCAUCUUCUAUUCUGAAUGUAGGAUAUUUCUUUUCUAUUGGUUUUUACCAAACUUAAGAGAAUCUUUUUAGAGCAGAGUUGUCUUCUAAAUAGACGUAGUUCUUAUCUCAUUUGUUGAGUGCACUCUUAACGCAUGUGAAUGACCCCCCAGUGGUCAUUCAUUUUUCACCUAGUUUUCUCCUGUUAGCCCAACUCAUCUUUUUUAUUUUUAUUCUGGUUUCUGAUGACACUUGAGUUGAAAUCUUCAACAUAGCACAGGUGGGCAUCCUAGCUAUCACUUAAGUGACUUGUGGUAGCUAAGCUGAAUGAGGGUAUUCAAAACUCCUGGAUUCUGUUCUCCAAUGUAUGAAGAGUUAACUGCAGCUCCUACGGGUGACUUACAGCAAAGCUGAGGAUAUUCGUGUCACACCUCUAAACCUUGACCCUUGACGGCAAAGGCAUGCACAGACUAGCUUCCUGUGUAGUCACUAUAGUUGUUAAGCCCCCCCAUAAAAGAAAAUGGCACACCACGGCUUAUAAUGCAAUAUUAUGCAGCUGAUACUGAAUGUGUAAAGCCUUCAGUCUGCACAGGCAAUUAUAGAAGUUAAUCAUCAGAAACUGGAACAGUGAUUUAGACUGCUAGAAGCCAAGUUGAAACUUAAUUGCCUUUCUAACUCCUCUGAACACCUGCAAGCUAGUUUAUGUAUUUUAUCACUUGCUUGUUUUUCACAGAUCUUUCUCCAUGAAUGAUUAAAACUGGUGCUUUAGUUUGUUGUGCCAAACUUUGACAAUUGUUAGCUUUAACUACAAACUUAACAGAGUCCACCACUUUGGUUAUAAGGUGCAGAUGGAUUGGCUUGUUGACAAACUGCUAACUUUUCUGACAUGUCUGCUUUGUUAACUUUGUGGUAACAACCAAUCCGCUGUUUAAUAUGUUAAUGUUUCACUCUGCUUCAGUUUGGGAUGUCUGAUAUUGAAUUUGUCAUCUUGGGGGUCUGUCUCAAAUAUUUUGAAACUAAUUCAGUGGACCAUCAGCAGUGAAUCCAAAAAGGACUUUGAUUAGUGUCCUGAACAGACUUGAGAAACUUCAUCUGGUUCCUCCAAAGUUUAAGUGGCUUUCUACACAUUCUCCCCACACCGCUACUUAAUUAUAAUUAAAGUGAUCCUGGUAAUUAGAUUGUGAAUCACAAUCUCCUAUUCUUACUGAACUAGAAGGCACAGCAAAAGUUUUGAGUUAGCAAAAAUGUUCAAAACAAAAACAACCCUAGCUGCUCUGGCCUACACUUCAAAUUUUUCUGGGACAGGCUAAUGCAGUUAAGUUUUCUGUAUGGUAACAACAUGCUUUCUAUACAGCAACUGUUAUGACUUCAGUUAUGAAUGUUGUUAAUUUUCAGUAAUUUACCUCUGACUUAUUUUGGUGUUGUAACACACAGAUUUUUAUCUCGGAGUUGUCUGCAAACCAAAACUGACAUGUUCUGUGGUUGGUAACUUUUACGGAAUGCUUUGCUUAUGUUGCAUUUCCUCUGUCUUCCUUCUGUUUGGUUCUGUGUACAAACAAGAUUAGUCUCCAUGAACUUCCUUUUGAAAGAGCCUGUAAGUGAGAGUCUAUAAAGUGCUUCUUGACGCAGCAGCAAAUUGGGGUAUCUGCUCUGUUGUAUUAAAAAGAAAAAAUCCUUGCUAUUUUCUUACAUUUAGCUAUGCUAAACUGUACAUAAAUUUGAGGUAAGACCAUAGGAAAUUCACUUUAUGCAUGAUAAAAUGAUGCAGUAAAUAUUUCACUUUGCUUAAUGUUCGUAUAAUGCUCAUCUUUCUCUAUUUGUAGAAGGAGUUAGUGACAGAUAAUUUUUUCUGUCCCCUGCUGAAACUGAAAAAUUCCAGUUUCAUGUGAAAACAUUAUGGUCUUAUGGAUAAGGUAAAACAUUUUUUUUUUUUUUUCAGCAGUAUUAAGUGGUUGAGGGGCCGCACUUUAUCAGUAUAUUAACUUUUGAUAAUGGUCAACAUAGACCUCUUUACUCGUACAGUCUGUUGUCAGACAUUGAAAAAUGUGCUGUAUUUGAGCAUGUAAAUCAGCUGAUUAUGUUUCACUGGGAACUUUUUCUAGCUAUAUUUUGCUUUAGGCAAGCAGACAAAUAAUAACUUAUGUCUGAGCAUCAGUUGCUGGAUGCUUCAGGUUUUUCUAAUACCAGUAUGAAUGUUUUGUGCAGUCUUUUUUUGUUAUAAUUUACUCAAGACUAUAAUCUUAAUUUUUGAAAGACUCUGACUAUACCUCAGCUAACUAACAUUCUAAUAUCCAUUAAAACAAAGGUGAUCCAACUAUUAUUCAUUAUACAAAGCAGAAAAUGUGCAGCCUGCCUGGCUCUAAAGACCUCCAUUAGUCUUUAAGGAAACACAGGCAUUUCUUUGGGUUUUAUUAGGACUAGAACCUACUUGCUGUCAAGUGAGGGGUUUCCUCCCCACAACUCUUGCCUUCCCUCCCAGUUUGUGCAGUGUGUUCUGUUUUUUUCUAAAUGGUGAGAAAAUAAAACCUGAAAAUAUAUGGUCUCAAUGCUUCUUUUGCUAUAGCUUUCAAUCCUGUGAUCAGCAAACCAUGCACAUAAAAUGCUUAGUUCUUGUUGAGUAGACAUAGAAUACUUGAUUUAGGUUUAGUUAUUAAAUCUCUUGAAGUUUGUUUAAUGUUAAAACUUCGAAACCACAUAUUAAAUGUAAUGCAAUUUUACCUUUAUUGAAUGUGGGGAUUUCUACAGUACUAGUCAAGGUUUUUGAAAAGUGCAGUUUUAUAAAUGAGGUAUUUCCUGUCACAAGUGCAUUUCCUCUUUUAGUCUUUUGUUUGUCGAGUGAAAUCAAGUCCAUUAUUUUCACAAGCCAAAAGUGGAGGGGGCGGGGUGUAUUUUUGAAAUACAUUUUUUUUUUCUGUGAACUCUUGAUGGGUAACAAUUUGGAAGACAUACCAAUAGCAUGUAAAGUGCAUAAAUGUGUUGCUAAUUUGUGGAAAUGCAUCGGUCAUCUGAUUACAUAAUCAAGUUAAAUUUGCCAGGUAAAAGUUUAAGGACAAGCUGUUUGCACAUAUUGGCUCCUUCCCUCUACUGCGCCCGAGCUGCUUGUGCCACAUUACUCUACUCUUAAUAUACCUUGUACUUCAAAAUGCCAUGUAAAGGCAGGACUUCCCACUUUUUCUUUGUUACCAGUGAAUUUAAACAUGUUAGUGCAUUCCUAUGGCCUUAUAAACAUAUAUUUUGCAAAUGACACUUUUCCUUGGGAUUACAAUUAUUUUAAUGCAAUAUACAGUUACUAAAUUCAGACUAAAAAGCAUGGCCCUAAAGAAAAUGCUUAAUUUUCAAAUAGAAUUGUUCUACCAUAUGUGUGUUUAAGCACAUUUUAUCUCUGCUCCAAAGGCGUAAUGUGAAAAUCCUGCAGAUAAAGUGGACUUGUCAUGUUAACUUGUAAACUUAAUCAUUAAUUGUGUACUGAUACGGUGUUAAAAAAGAAUGGUUUUAUUAUUCCAUGUGAACUUUUUUUACAACAAUGUGCAUCUCAAAUAAAAUUACAUAAUGAAAAAUA